CAGGCGCUGCCCCGCCGCCCCGGGGAGCCCCGUUCUCUCCGUGUGGGAGAAGCGGCGUGGGACAUGCCAUACCGCUCCUCUGGCGUCCCGGCUGCGGGGUGUGACCCAAGCCUGGCGGGAAGCUCCCAGGUGUUGGUCAUGGCAAGAUUUCCCAGAGCAUCCCGGCGUGUCUUUCGAAUGCACACCUCUCUUCAGAAACAGUUUCAUAACUAUGAAAUUUAAAGUAUAAAGUUUGAGAGUGAGCCAGUUCUGCAAGUCAAAGAAGCUGGGAGCAGAAAAAAGCAAGAUGAAUGCAUCUGGAGGAAGCUGUGGGAGCCCUAGUUCUGCAGAACCUACAGGAGAUUUCUUCAAAGAACUGUGGUCCAAACUGAAAGAAUGUCAUGAUAAAGAAGUACAAGGCUUACAGCUGAAAAUAUCUAAGUUGAAAAAGGAAAGAUGCUUGGAUGCAGAGAGGCUUGAAGAGUUCUAUACCAAGAACCAACAGCUCAGAGAACAGCAAAAAGCACUUCAUGACACUAUCAAGGUUUUAGAAGACAGAUUAAGAGCGGGGUUAUGUGAUCGUUGUGCUGUAACCGAAGAACAUAUGAGAAAGAAGCAGCAAGAGUUUGAAAAUAUCCGGCAGCAGAAUCUCAAACUUAUUACUGAACUCAUGAAUGAAAAAAACAACUUGCAGGAUGAAAAUAAAAAGUUAACUGAAAAGUUCCAGCAGUUACAGAAGGAGCUAGAGGUGCAAAAGCAGCAAGUAGUGGAGGCAGAAGAAGGAGUCAUUCCAGAUUCUCCAGCUCAAGCAUCUUCAUUUUCUGUGGUUAAUCGUAUGAGAAGAAAAAAGGAGAAUAGGCAUAUCCGAUAUACAGAACAUACACCCCCAGAUGUGGAACUUAGGGAAGGCAACAGUGAGCUGGGAAAAAUUCCAUUCUUUUCCACACAAGUGAACACUCACCAUGGAGGAGAGAUACUAGUGGCAGAAACUUGUGAUCCACAACUGUCCCCUGUGCCAAAUAAACUAAGGGUGGGAGGAUACCCUGUUCCAAAGCCAUCUUUUAACUUGGCUGCAGUCGUCGCAGAAACAAUUGGACUUAGUGUUGAAGAGGAGUCUGAGUCCCAGAGUGUACUGAAUCUUCCCCUCACUAAUACAGUUAUGAGCCAGGCCUCAGAGGGCAUGCAGUCGGAAGACUCAAGAAAACAUCCAGCUUCCGAAUCAAGAAAUGAUGACAACAAUUUAGGUAUUUCAGAUCCAUCUCAUAACACUCCACCACAUGAUGACUGGGAUUCUCGGGUAGCUUCUCCUGUUUUUGGAGUUUCUAGCACCAUGAAGAACAACUCAAGUACAGUUCAUGCUCCUUGUAUUUUAGAUUCAGGAUUGAAGCCUCAUCUCAAAACCAACCUCUUCAACAAUCCAUCCAAUUCCAGAUCUCAUAAAAGUAGAUCAAAAUCUGAAGAUGUUGCUUUUGUUGCACCACUGAAUCUUGGGACAGAAAUCAGUUCAGUUAUCAGCCAGGCCGCUGUCCAUAGGCAAAUGGUUGUGAAAAAGAAUUCUAAUGAGGCUGUAACCUGUGCUGGAAACACCUGCACGGCUAAGAAUGAGGCUAUCAAGAGCGAUGUCCUUGUAUACCAGAAGCAGCUAGAAGGCAGGUGUGCUAAGAGAAAGAAAACGGAAGAUGAUGAUGCAGUUAGCUGUGAGAAAGCAUCAUUCAGCAAAGAGAACUCUGUGCCUUUUCGAUCCAGUGUUCAGGUUAAUGGGGAACAUGCAGGUGAUAAGCCCUUGGAUCUGUCUGAUCGCUUCUCUGGAGUUCGUGGUGAAGAGAAAAAACAAGGAGGUGAGGAGACAUACAAAAAUAGACUGAAGCAAGUGACUCUGCACGACAUCUUCUCACACGUUGGGAAGACCGUUCCUGAAGGUUCAUCAUCCAUUCAAAAUAACAACAAUGAGAGCUGUUUGUUUGGCAGAGAUUUGCAAGGGGAAUCCUAUGUACAAGAGGCAAUGCUAGGAAAAACCUUCCCUGACAGGAAAAAUCAGAUCCCAAUGAAAGAAGAAGUUCCUCCCUUCAAAUUUGCACCAUUGCCAGGUUCUGCAGAGACAGAGGAACUUUUUGAUGGUGUAAAGGUUGCCAGUGGCCAUGUACCAAAUAGAAAGAAAACAAGGACAGGACAUGGAGAGUCUGAACCAGCAUCUGUACUUCAGCCAAACCCUUGUAGACUAUCAAAAAGUAAAGCACAGCAAAACGAGCAAGACCUGAAAGAUAAACCCUCUUUAGAAAACUUCCAGUGGAGCAUAGACCCAGGAGCUGACCUUUCAGAGUACAAAAUGGACAUUACUGUGAUUGAUACAAAGGGUGGCUCUCAGACGAGAGUUGGAGGAGAAGUUGUUGAUAUGGAUUAUACAUAUGUUAGUGACAGUGUGCUAUUAGAAAUGAAAAAUCAAGAGCAAAAUCAGGAAAGCAGUCCACGAGGAGAAAUAACAGAUAUGUUUGAUCGGACGACUCAUGAAGAAUAUGAAUCCUGCCUACCAGAAGAUAAUCAUUCUGCAUGUGAUGAAAAAGAAACUCUUCAUGAUGAAGAGCAGGAUAAGGGAAUAACAGUAGCAAGCAAGAAACUGAAGAAACAUGAAGAUAAACAAGAUAAAGCCAAGCAGAAAGCUUUUGUGGAGCCUUAUUUCAAAAGUGAUGAGAGAAAGAAUACUGUGUUAGAUUUUCCUCAUAUUGAGGUUAUUCGAAAAAAAGAAGAAAGAAGAAAAUUGCUUGGCCACACUUGCAAGGAAUGUGAAAUAUAUUAUGCAGACAUUCCAGAAGAAGAGAGAGAGAAGAAACUAGCUUCCUGUUCAAGACACAGAUUUCGCUACAUUCCUCCAAAUACUCCUGAAAAUUUCUGGGAGGUUGGAUUUCCUUCCACCCAAACCUGUGUGGAAAGAGGCUACAUUAAAGAGGAUCUUGGUCCCUGUCAACGUCCAAAAAGGCGUCAGCCUUAUGCUGUAAUGUUUUCUCCAAAAGGCAAAGAGCAGAAGACAUAAAGGAUGGGGAAGUAAGGAGUGACAGCCUGAAGUGUAUCUUUCCUGUCCGUAGAUAUUUAUAGUUAAUGUAAACUUGAAAUAAAGAACUGUGUUUUCCACAAUGAUAGAUACAUGGUUUAAUUGAAUGUGUAAAUUUUAUAAAAUUCAUUUGCAAGUCUGCUGUACCAGGAAACAAAACUAUUUAAUGUAUGUUUGUUUCAUAUUGUGUUAAUACAUUUUGUAUUUGUUUUUGCACCUGCCAGACAAGUCUCCUACUUUUUUUUUUUUCUUUAAGGCCAGCAGCUGAAAUUCCAGCAAUUCCUGUGUAAACUUUGUGUCACUGAGUAACUGCUUUGAAGUCAUUGAAAUCAGUUGUUCUUGCAAGAGUAAAUGUCUGUCAAUGGGAACAGAAAUGACAAUUUUCUAGGGUGCUUUUAUUUUGCUCUGGAUUUUCUUGUAUUUCUUUUCUCAUGUUGCAAUAAUGGUUAUAUCUAUUUGGAAUAAAGCUGUAUUAAAUAUGAAAUGUAUCUACUAUUCA
Molecule: messenger RNA, 3524 nt
Organism: Ficedula albicollis (Collared flycatcher)
Lineage: Eukaryota; Metazoa; Chordata; Aves; Passeriformes; Muscicapidae
Gene: RBBP8
Product: retinoblastoma binding protein 8
Exons: 19
Coding region: 287-3007 (906 amino acids)
Biological process (GO): double-strand break repair via homologous recombination; DNA double-strand break processing involved in repair via single-strand annealing
Cellular component (GO): site of double-strand break
Molecular function (GO): damaged DNA binding; single-stranded DNA binding; double-strand/single-strand DNA junction binding
Source: RefSeq, a predicted model, not a curated record